This is a messenger RNA of Dentiscutata erythropus, 804 nucleotides long. Lineage: Eukaryota; Fungi; Glomeromycota; Glomeromycetes; Diversisporales; Gigasporaceae. The record is from the annotation of a GenBank genome assembly.
AUGACAAUAGAUUAUCUAUCACAAGAUCUGUGCUGGCUUCUUGAUGAAUCAAAUGAUCAUAAUAUAUUAAUUUAUGCCGGAGAAGUCCCAAAUACCAAAACUUUUAAAGCUCACAUUAAUAUUCUUAGGGCAAGAUCUUUGUAUUUUCGUGCUGUCUUAUCUAGUAAACUUUUAUCAAGUAAUUUCAAAAAAGAUCCAAAUAAUUCGUUUAUAACAGAAUGGUAUCAACCAAAUAUUUCUCCAGAAACAUUUGAAGUUUUACUUAGAUAUAUUUAUAGUGGAAGCCUUAAUAUAGAUGAAAGUAACAUAGAGAAAACUCUCGAUUAUCUCAUAGCAGCGGAUAUAUUAUGGCUUCAUCAACUUUUAGAAUUCCUUCAAACAUAUUUAAUUAAAAAUCAUUCUGCUUGGAUAAAAGCAAAUUUCGUUAAAGUAUAUCAUCUUAUGCAUCUUCAUCCGACCACGUUCAAAAAACUACAACAAUUUUGUAAAGUGAUUCUAUCAACGGAUUCUAAAAUUCUUUUCGAUUCUCCACAUUUUACGUCAUUCACUGAAGAAGCGUUUAUUUCUUUGCUUAAAAAAGAUUAUUUAAAAGUUGAUGAAUCAUUUCUUUGGAGUAAAAUCAUUGAAUGGGGAAUAGCACAAAAUCAACAACUCCUUAAUCCUGAUGUGUCAAGUUGGAGUGUGAAUGAUUUCUCUUAUUUACGAAUAACCUUAUCAAAAUUUCUUCCUCUUGUAAAAUUUGAAGAUAUGUAUUUUGAAGACUUUAUCGAAAAAGUACGACCAUACAAAGUCUUAUUUCCGUAA